This is a messenger RNA of Fusarium vanettenii 77-13-4, 423 nucleotides long. RefSeq lists its product as uncharacterized. NCBI's taxonomy places the organism in Eukaryota, Fungi, Ascomycota, Sordariomycetes, Hypocreales, Nectriaceae. The record is from RefSeq and is a predicted model, not a curated record. Bases 1 to 423 code for a protein of 140 amino acids. The transcript is spliced from 2 exons.
AUGUCCGACACAAAGAAGGAACCCACUGCCGCCGAGGCCAUGCUCUUCUUCAGCAUCGUCAAGCACACCCGAAACAAGGCUGAUGUCGACUGGGAUUCUGUCGCCCUUGAGGCUGGAUUCAAGAAUGCCGAUGUUGCCAAGGUCCGCUUCGGCCAGGUAAAGCGCAAGCUUGGUAUCUCUACCGACACUGGCGUCGCCCCUCGCGCUCCCACCACCCCUACCAAGAAGGGCGCCUUCAGAGUGGCCAAGACUCCCCGCAGCACCACCAAGGGCAAGGGCCGUAGCCGAGUCAAGAAGGAAGAGGAGAAGCCUGCCGAGGCUGAAGAGGACGAGGACCAGAAGAUGGAGAUGGAGCAGCCCAUCGUCAAGGACGAGCAGCAGGAUGAGCUCUCCGCUGACAACACCAAGGCUGAUCCUUUCUAA